This is a messenger RNA of Nasonia vitripennis (jewel wasp), 5653 nucleotides long. It is a transcript of the gene Tmf, whose product is annotated as TATA element modulatory factor. Bases 479 to 4459 code for a protein of 1326 amino acids. The transcript is spliced from 12 exons. Lineage: Eukaryota; Metazoa; Arthropoda; Insecta; Hymenoptera; Pteromalidae. Gene Ontology annotation, cellular component: Golgi apparatus; endoplasmic reticulum. The record is from RefSeq and is a predicted model, not a curated record.
CUCUAUAUAUAUAUCGUAUAUACAGUAGUUUAACAAAGCACCAUCAAUUCGAAAACCACAAAACUCAGUGAGUUCGGAAAGAAAACCCGAUGGAACUCGACUAUCAGACUUGCGGAAGUGGUUUUUCCUCUGUUAGAGAUAAGGUUAAGUUCGUGCAACGUCAACAAAAGACCAACGGAGGAGAAGUCUGGAGAUCGCGUCGACUGCUAGGAUCAGCUUAUUCCGCACUUGAGUUUUUCCUUCUUGCACCUGAGUGUUUUUUUAUACAAGUCGUCUAACAUCUUCUUCAGUAUGCGAAGGGAAAAAUCUUAGCGUAUUUACAACUUUUUGACUACAAAAUGGAUAGUUCCAGCUUGGCUGGUGGAGGAUAGAUUGUCGCGCGAUUUGCCUUCUCGACGGGUGUUCGGUCACCCUGUGUUUUGCAAUUUUGUCUUGGUAACUUCGACGUGAAUUUUCUACUUCCAAGAUAUGAGGAAGAAUGAGUUGGUUCGACACAUCAGGGUUUGCCAGUCUGGCCAAGACAGCGCUGAAAGAGGCGCAGAAAACCAUAGACAAGGCUUUGGAUAUAAAAGAUGAAGAUCAAAAGCAACCAACAGCACAGCUAGCGAGCAGCUCUUCAGAUUUCUUUGACUCCUGGGGAGUCCAAGGUGAAGAGGAUAAUCAAGAUAAAGAGUCAAGUACUAGUCAGAAACAGCAGAGCACCAGCAUCUGGGGCAGUUUCACAGGGUCAUUUUUUGAGAAUCCAAAGGAUGAUAUGACUGCCAUAGCUGUAAAACGAGCUGAGUCCUACAAGGACUCGGCAGACAAUAUUGAUAAGUUUCAGUCCUCUCUUGUCUCAUCAAAGUCUCUUCCGGAAAGCUUAUCUGAAAGAACAGGAAGCAAGAAUUUACUGGACAGUGCCAUUGUUCAAUCUACGACAGAUCCAGAUUUUACUACAAUAACCAGUUCUAAGUCAGGUAGUUCAGAGGAAUUCAUUAGUGAAGCAUCCACAAGUGAAAAUGUCUCAGGAAAGCAAAGUAGUUUGUCUAAAUCUCAAGAUCCAUCCAGUAAAACUGAUGAUACCAAUACCAGUGCCAAGUCUUCUGAAGACACCAGGCCGAGUAUUGUUGAGGCAAGCGAAGCAAAGAAGAGCAGUGUAGUUUCCAGAAAAAAGGAACAGGCCACUACUCAUUCUUUGAAUCGAUUAUCUGUACUGUCAGCAGAGAGCGAUAAAAAGAGCUCUGAAAGCGUUGAAGUUCUGGGAUCUCAGUCUGGUACAAGCACAGAUUGCACCAACAGUCCAGACUCAGACGUGAACUCACUAAGUGCUUCGGUAGGUCCCAAGGUUAACUCAGAGUCUGUAGAGGUACUACCUGAUAGUUCUGUGACGUCGCCUAGUUCAGUGGAAGUACUAGGCGAUUGGAAAAGCGAUGAAAGCCCUUAUAUGUCGCCCAUGGACGAAAAACUUUUUGAGACGUCUAUCACGCCGACUCCUGGAGACGUAAUGGAUAGCUCUUUUUUCAACGAAUCCUCGAUCGACGGAGAGGACAUAAAGAGCUCAACCAGCACAUUAGAGGGUUCUCAACAGGCGGGUAGCAGCAUCGCUUCGCGAAGCACGUACCUAGGCAUUAGCCGAACGUCUAAGGAGCUGUGCGCAUCGUCAACGAGUCUGACCUCUCCUGAGAGCGUGGAGGUGCUGACCGGCGAGGCUGACGACGUGGAUGAGGUGAGUCUCGCUGAUGACUCGUACACCUCUGCCUCGGAGAGUACUCUCCUAACUAUCAUGGAGUCGCUGCAUCAGCAACAGCAGCAACAAGAGAAGCAAAUGCACGACUCUUGUCCAGACUCUAGACAGACCAUGUCAGGUAGUGCUGGUUCCGACUACCCGCUCAACGUAAGUCUUGACUCUCUGAAGGAAAAAUCAAGCCUAGCUGGACUUCAUUUACCUAUCGAAGCCAUCACCAAGCAGCCUAUCCGUAAGUCCGAUGCCGGUAAGCAGGAACUAGACAACCCCUUCGACCGAAUCAAGUCUUCUACGAUAGAGCCAGCACCUGAACCACCAAUCGCGAAAAAAUCUGAAGACAACUUGGAUAAGAGCGGUGGCAGCGAGCAGUACCUUCUCCUCACCGACUCGAGCUGCGAAGAAACUCUGGUAGAGAGCAGCUCCGAGGAUAACGCUAAUGUCUCUGCUGAAAUUGUGAAGCAACAGGAGCAACAACAGCCUUUAACUGCCAGCUCAUACGUUAAGAACAUGCUGGCGGAUGCUAUGUCCGAGAAGACCGAGCUCACGGAGAUCGAGAGGCAUUGUGCUGAGGUGCUGCCCCGCGAGAAUUCUCCAAUUUCUUCCGAAAGUCGAUCGGACCUGGUGAAAAUCGGAUCGGACCAGACUAGCGGCCAUACGAGUGGCGACGAACUCGAAACGACGACGUCCAGCGACAUCGAGAUAAUAUCUAGGUACAGUCCUAACGGUGAUUCGAGCUCGACACAGUCACGCCAAAGCCCAGCAAAGCUAUUGUUGUGCAAAAGCUCGGAUCUGCUGACGAAGACGCUCAAGACUCGCGGUCAUUCGCGGGAGCUCAGCGAGAUAAGCAUUGGUUCGGACGAUGCGAACCUCGAGAUCGAGCGGUUACUUAGGAGAAUCCGCGAAAUGACAGAAAUUUUGGAGGCACGUGAGUCCAAGCUCAUCGAGGUCAGCAGAAUCAAUAUGGAGCUGCACGAGCAGAAUUCCAGUCUCAAAAAACAACUAGAUAACGUGGAGAAACACGCAGAACACAGUCAGGACUUGACUCAGAUAACGGAAGAAUACACACAGCGGUUGUCAGCUUUGGAGCGCAAGUUCCAGCAGGCGAUUCGAGAAAGAGAUGCGUUGAGAAAGAGCCUCGAGCAGAUGAGACAGGAGGCGGCGACUCGACUCUCGUCCGCCGAGAUUUCAAAUAUCAACGCUGAAAAGGAUGAAAUUAUCAAGGAGCUACGCGAAGAGGGAGAGAAACUCAGCAAACAGCAACUUCAGCACAGUAACAUAAUUAAGAAGCUGAGAGCUAAGGAAAAAGAGAACGAUGCCUUAAUUAAAAGUCAAAAAGAACAACUAGAAGAACAAACUACGGAAUUGGAAAGAUUAAAGCGUUCGCUCUAUGCCAAAGAGGAGGUCGAACGAAGUCAAAUUGAGGCAGUGCACACAUUGACUGCUAAGUGUAAAAAACAAGAGAAAGAGAUUUUGAGCUUGACCGAGCAACUCGAUCACGUUACCAAUAAGAUGGAAGCUUAUAAAAAAAGUUUCGAUGCAGCAAAAUCAGAACUAUUGGAAACCAAGGAGAAACUGACUGAUGCCGAAGAAGAAUUGAAACUAGCUAUCGAAAAUGCUGGUGAAUCACAUCAACUUACAGCUCAAGUUGAAGAUUUAAAAGUCAAACUCAGACAAGCAGAAGAAAGUCACAUCAAGAAAGAGAAAACUCUAAAGCAGGAAAAUAUGGAUCUGUUAAAGCGCUUAGAAGCUGCAGAAUCUCGUAGCGAAGAGAUGUCAGAGUCUGUAUCCCAGGCAACAAAACCUCUAUUACGCCAACUAGAGCAAGUUCAGUCGAGCCUGUCGCACAAGACAAGCUUAUAUAUGCGGCAGGAAGAAAUGAUGACCGAAAAGAUCGCUGAUCUGCAGGCCAAAUUGGAAUCGAUCAGCGAAAUGAACCGAUCACUCGGAGAAGAAAAUACUAAUCUUAAGUCGAGAUGUUCUGUGCUUGAGAUGAAAAUCAACGCUAAGACUGCUGACCACAAGAAACUUGAUGAGACACUUGAAUCACUCAAAGAGCAGAAUAAGAAUCUUGCAGAGGAAAAUGAAGUGCACAAGCAAGCAAUGAAAAUGCUUGAAGAAGCCCAUGCAACUGAAAUUAAAGAACUCAAGAGAGAAAUUUCAUCGUUGGAGAGUAAAAUUUCAAUGGAAAAAGCAGCCGCUGAAGCAGAAAAGCGUAAGAAUAAUGCUGCUCUAGAACAACAAACUGUUGACGAGGAGCUACGAUACAGUCCAACUUUGAGUAUUGAAAGAGAUUCAGUUAGCAGUGCAAACAGUAUUUGGCCAGCGUUCAACGAUGCGAUGUUCGAAAGUGGCUCUGGUAGAUUCCCAAACGUUUACGAUAGCUUUAGAUCCGGAACAAAUAGCACAUCGAUGUUCGAAAAUCUUCAAGCACAAUUAAAACAAAGAGAAGGUGAAGUUCAACAGUUACAGUGGGAGUUGUCACGUCGAAACGCUGAACGAGAUGCGUUAAACACAGAAGUUUCUUCGUUGGCUUCGAAAGUCGAAGAUCUAAACUCUACAGUUGGUCAGAUGGAGACGAUAAAAGAAAGUCUCAAUGAUAUUCAAACCAAAUACGACGCAUUACUGCAAAUGUAUGGUGAGAAAGUGGAAGAAAAUCAAGAACUGCGACUUGACCUGGAAGAUGUGAAAGAAAUGUACAAGACUCAAAUUGAUCAGCUGCUAAAGCGAGAUCUCUGAAAAGCACGUGAUAAGAAUCAGGAUCAAAGAAGGGGUAUCAGACUGGCAAAGGCUUUUAUUGUAGAUACGUGCAUCGCGACGUUCAAGGGGAUAUAAACUUUAUAGCUUAUGUAUGGCACUUGUAAGAUUUAUCAUACCCAUCCAGUAAGUUAAACACUGGAAUGAUAACUUUUCACAAAUUAAUUUCUCUAUAUUAUUUUACAAUAUAAAUCUUUUAGAUAUAACUGUUUAACAGUGAGUGUAACUGGUCGUUUUCUACAAAUAUUGCUAUUAGCACAUUUCAGAAAAGGCCUAUUUUUGAUUGCAACUUUUAGGCACUAUUGAACUUAAAAAAUCUUGAAAAAUUAAAUUUUUUUUAUGACUUAAGAUGGCCCUUUCUAAAACAUUCAGUAAUUGAUUUUUAUCGGUAAAAUAAAACUUCAACAUCUCCUUAAAAGAACGCUCUAGCUGCUACAUAAAAAGGCUUCUUUGUAGAAAGUAUCUUGUUUUAUAGGUGAUAUAUAUACAUACAUUGUAUAAAAUUUGUAUUACGGGUUAAGGUGCAAAAUGCGUAAAAAUUCACGGAGACUAAAUAUAAUGACCAUUUUUUAAUGUUCAAAAUGAAACUCUAUGAAAACAACGCUACUAAGCGUUUAGAAUUAAUUUAUUGAAUAUUUAUUAUUUGUUGAUUUUAUCAAUUGCGUUGACUUCAUAAGGGAACAUGUAAGAUAUUUAGAAAAUGGCAUACAAAAAUCCUCGUUUAGUGCUCUAAUAUUCAAAAUUAUGGGUAUCUAAGUCUGUUGUUGUAAUUGUUAACUGCUGCUUUAACUCAAUGAAUGAAUGCAUUUAUCAUUCAACUUUCUUUUGUUGGAUUAAAGCAGUUGUGGCUUUUUUAUUAGUAAUGAUUUUCUCAAAGUCAAAUGUGUAACUUGUCUUACUAAAACUACGCGGGCAUUGAAACGAUUUAUAGAGUGAACAAAUUAAUAAUUAUAUUAACAUUUUUUUUGUAUAAAAUACCUGUUACACCUAUUCAUAAUGUGUGCUGCAAGAUAAGUAUAAUGUGAUAAUGGAAUGUAUUAUAGUAUGAACUGACUUAAUAUACUUUUAGUGAAAAUUAAACUUAUAUAUUCAUUUUUUUCAUAUAAAACUUGAAAAUUAUAAGAAUAGUUAAUGAAGUAUCGACAUUGUUAGUCAUUACAAAUAAAAAUGUCUAUC